GUGCGGUGGGCGCCCCCGGGGGGAGGCAGCACCGGCACCGGCGGCGGUGAUGAUGAUGUUGUCGGCGGCGGCGGCGGCAGCAGCAGCAGCGGCCAAGAAGAAUAACAAUGAGGAGAGGCCGAGCUCCGGCCCCGAGGGUCUGGAGGCGCCCGCGGAGGGAGGUGGUGGAGGUGGAGGAGGAGGCCUGGCCUUGGCAGCAGCGGCGGCCGCCGCCGAGCGGACCCCGAAGAAGAAAGAGCGAGCGUCUCCCCACAGCAGCAGCAGCAACGAGGGCACCAUGGAGGGAGGCACGGCAGAGACCCCGGACGGCCGGAGGACCAGCAAACGCAAGCGAGCUAAAGUCGAAUACAGAGAGAUGGAUGAAAGCCUGGCCAACCUAUCAGAAGAUGAAUAUUAUUCAGAAGAGGAACGCAAUGCAAAAGCUGAAAAAGAAAAGAAGCAGGUGCCACCACCGCAGCCACCUCCACCUGAGGAGGAAAUUGAAAGUGAUCCAGAAGAACCAUCUGUGCAUUGGAGCAACAUCAAUCUGGCAGGGUCGAUCGCAGGUGUAGAGGGUGCUGCUUUCCAGAGUCGCCUACCUCACGAUCGCAUGACCUCACAGGAAGCAGCCUGUUUCCCAGACAUUAUCAGUGGUCCUGCACAGACCCAGAAGGUGUUUCUAUACAUCAGAAACCGCACAUUGCAGCUCUGGCUGGAUAACCCUAAAGUGCAGUUAACCUUUGAGGUAACUCAUCAGCAGCUGGAGUCUCCAUAUAACAGUGAUGCUGUACUGGUUCACAGGAUACACAGCUACUUGGAACGCCAUGGAUUAAUUAACUUUGGUAUCUACAAACGGGUGAAACCACUUCCAACAAAGAAGACGGGGAAGGUGAUAAUUAUUGGUGCUGGAGUGUCGGGUCUGGCAGCAGCUCGCCAACUGCAAAGCUUUGGAAUGGAUGUCACUGUACUGGAGGCAAGAGAUCGUGUUGGAGGUCGAGUAGCCACAUUUAGAAAGGGAAGCUAUGUUGCUGAUUUGGGUGCCAUGGUUGUAACAGGACUUGGUGGAAACCCAAUGGCAGUGGUUAGCAAGCAAGUGAACAUGGAGCUGGCCAAAAUAAAACAAAAGUGUCCCCUUUAUGAGGCAAAUGGGCAGGCUGGAGAAAGAUGCACAAACGUUCCCAAGGAAAAAGAUGAGAUGGUAGAGCAGGAAUUCAAUCGCUUGCUUGAGGCUACGUCUUACCUCAGUCAUCAGCUGGACUUCAACUAUUUGAAUAAUAAACCUGUAUCAUUAGGACAGGCAUUAGAAGUUGUCAUCCAACUGCAAGAAAAGCAUGUGAAGGAUGAACAGAUUGAGCACUGGAAGAAAAUAGUGAAAACGCAAGAGGAUCUGAAAGAAUUGCUAAAUAAGAUGGUAUCACUGAAAGAAAAGAUAAAAGAGCUACAUCAACAGUACAAAGAAGCCUCUGAAGUAAAGCCCCCACGUGACAUCACAGCAGAAUUUCUGGUGAAAAGUAAAUUGAGAGAUUUAACUGCAUUAUGCAAGGAAUAUGAUGAGCUUGCAGAAGCCCAAGUGAAACUAGAGGAGAAGCUCCAGGAAUUAGAAGCAAAUCCACCCAGUGAUGUUUACCUGUCGUCAAGGGACCGACAGAUCUUGGAUUGGCAUUUUGCCAACUUGGAAUUUGCUAAUGCAACACCUCUCUCCACACUUUCAUUGAAGCAUUGGGACCAGGACGAUGACUUUGAAUUCACAGGAAGUCACUUAACAGUACGAAAUGGUUAUUCUUGUGUCCCCGUUGCACUUGCAGAAGGUCUUGACAUUAAAUUAAAUACAGCUGUUCGACAAGUCCGUUAUACGGCCUCAGGAUGUGAAGUCAUUGCUCAGAAUACUCGUUCAAACAGCCAGACAUUUAUUUACAAGUGUGAUGCAGUUUUAUGCACUCUCCCACUGGGUGUCUUGAAGCAACAACCUCCAGCGGUUCAAUUUGUACCUCCUCUUCCUGAGUGGAAAACUUCUGCCAUUCAGCGUAUGGGCUUUGGAAAUCUGAACAAGGUUGUAUUAUGUUUUGAUCGUGUAUUCUGGGAUCCCAGUGUAAAUCUCUUUGGUCAUGUUGGAAGCACUACUGCCAGUAGGGGAGAGUUGUUCCUUUUUUGGAAUCUUUAUAAAGCUCCAAUUCUACUGGCUCUAGUGGCUGGAGAGGCAGCUGGAAUCAUGGAGAACAUUAGCGAUGAUGUCAUUGUUGGUCGUUGUCUAGCCAUCCUUAAAGGAAUAUUUGGCAGCAGUGCAGUCCCACAGCCAAAGGAGACAGUUGUUACUCGCUGGCGUGCUGAUCCGUGGGCACGUGGUUCCUAUUCUUAUGUGGCUGCUGGCUCUUCUGGUAAUGACUAUGAUCUAAUGGCGCAACCAGUGACCCCAGGUCCCAGCAUCCCUGGGGCUCCUCAGCCAGUCCCUCGUCUCUUCUUUGCUGGAGAGCACACUAUUCGCAACUACCCUGCAACAGUUCAUGGUGCUUUAUUGAGUGGAUUAAGGGAAGCCGGUCGAAUUGCUGAUCAAUUUCUGGGUGCAAUGUACACUCUUGCACGACAAGCAACGCCUGGUAUCCCUACCCAACAACCCAGUAGCAUGUAAUUUAUAAAAAGGCAAGAGUGCUAUGAUGGAAAUCAUUCUAUUGAAUUUCAUUGGGGGUUUAACAACAAAAGCUACUGUAGCCCUACAGCAGGCUCGCUGUAGACUUGAUGCACUGGUCUCAAACCUCCUUUGCUUCGUCUCCAUUACUGCCGAGUCUUUGGGGCAUCAUGACCACGAAACUGAGCCAAGUGGGACAGCUUACUUCGGCUGUGGAAGUGGGAGGGACACUCCUCACUAAGUUACAUAGUAACCCAUUCUAAUGCCUUGGGUAUACUGUAGCAUUAACUCCUGUGUAAAUGCAUCAGGCAUUUUGGUAGUGAGAGCAAGAGCGUGAGUGAUUGUGUUAUUAAGGUGUUUUUUUUUCCCCAGCCAUACUAGUAUGUGCUUUAGGAUAUUUUGAGUAUGAAUUUGCAGAAAUAAAACGUUUUGAUGUAAGGGUCAACAAUUCCAUAAGAAUGGCAUUUGAUUUAAUGUGUCGUUACUGUAAACACUAGGGCUGUUAAUGGAACAAGGUAGCUUCAUGUUGAGGUUUGUUCAGAUUGUAUUUUUUUUUUGUUACAAUGCUUACACUGCAUCAUCUAAGUUUGUGAGGAAUUUCUUUUGGACCAAUCUUACUUGCUGUAAUGAAUUUCACUGUAACCAUGUACCCUAAUUAACUCUGGUUACUUUGCACUCUAAAGUAUUUAAAAUACUCAGAUGGAGUUUACAUAUGUUACAACUACCAUUCUUGUUUUCGAAAAUGCUACCUAAAAAUGUGGUAUAAACUGGAAAACUGAUGUGUGGAGUAUAUUGAAAGUGCCCAGUGCAUCUAACUGAUGUUUAAUGGUCCAAAUUCACUCCUCUUUUGGUCCCAGAUGCUAUGUUUAAACCUCUUGUAAGGGCUAACAGUCUCUACCAAUGUCAGAGACCUGAGCACUGCAACAUAUGCAAAAGGGUAAAAUUGUGGGUUUCCCUUAUGUCACAAGGAAUGUUCCGACUGGCUGGCUGGACAAAAGGUUAUGUUUAAAGCUCCUUGUUUUUUGCACCUUAAAGUCAUCUCCAGGGGAAAUUUUUUCACUUCUUCAAUUUUGCAUCGCAGUAGAAUCCCUGCGUCCAAUUUUAUACCAACAAACAAUUUCACACACUAACUAGUGAAAUCCACUUGUAGUGACCUUGUGGAUGCAAUUAUCAAAUAGAAAUUGUCAAAUCCACUUUUAUGAACUUGCAGGAUGUCGUUGAAUAAAUGAAUAGUAUUAGUUAUGAUGCUUUACACAGCUUGUGACCUUGGCACUCUUAAAGUUGCCCCACUUUUACAUUCCAUCUGUUUUCUGCCCAAGACCAGCACUCUAUUCAGUUGCCUCUGUUUUUGGAUUUGGAAUGUGAAUGACACCAGCAAAAGCAUAUUUAAUCAUCAAAGGGUGAUGGUGCGUCUCUUAUUGAUCUUUUUGCAAUCAAGUUAUUAGUCCAUGUCAGAGACCAAUUUAAAUCAGAUGCAUUUCAAUAAUUCUGGCUAGGCAGGGCCAAAGGGCAUUAGUUAGAUACUUGCAAUAGUCCAGCUAAUUUUAUAGUUUUAAGCUAUCAGAUUUAUUACUUUCAUGUGCACAUUAUGCCGGAAACCUGAAGUAAAAACGCAGCAUGCUGACAGUAUUUGUAUGUCAGAUGCUGUCUGUCUUGUGUAUUCCUGUAUUCUUCAAUUUAGCACUCAGUUAGGAUUUGAACUCAGCUUCUGGGUUGCCAGUACAGCACACACAGGCUCUUAAAUAGCUGACAAAUGCAGGUAGUUAAUAAUGCAGGUAAGUAUUGAAUUAAGUGCCUUUGGCCUGAAAAUGUAUUGAUUAAUUGGUGACAUAAUUAUAAUUUAAUUAAUUAUAAUAAAUAAAUAAAUAAUGUCACUAAUUAAUCAAUACAUUUUCAAAAUGUAUUAUCAUACAUAAUUAUAAUUAAUGGCAUGAACAAUCCAGGGGCCCAGAUUAAUGCUCUAGCAUGGGGGCAUGGAUUCAUAUCUUGUCACAGCAACUGAUGGAAUUUAAAUUCAAUUACUCAGUUAAUUAACUUAAUUUAAAAUUGAAAGCUACUCUCUAAUGAUGACCAUGAAAUUAUGUUGGUUGUAAAACAAAAUGCAUCUUGUUCACUGUUCUUUAUCUUGAGAUGGAAAUCUGCUACUCCUAUCUGAUCUGGCCGACAUAUGACUCCGGAUCUCUAGCAAUUUGAUUCUUCACUGCUGUAAAAGACAGUCAGAAACUGGGAACAAAUGCUGACCCUGCAAGUAAUGCCAACAUCUCAUGAAUGCAUAUUAAAAAUUUUUUUAAAAUUAAAAGGUGUUAGAAUCAUGAGCAGUGCACUGGGAGGGGUGAUUAAGCAGCUAUUUAAAGCAUCAGUCAGUGGUACUGCAGACAUUAAGGAUCACCUAGACUGAUCAGUCAAUGUUUAAGAUUGGAGAGCUGGCAAAACAAUUAGUAAGUUUGUUAUGCUGUAUCCUUAUGGAUUUUUAAGAGUAUUUAUCAAAUUCCCUACACCCUUAUUCUCUUGAAUCUAUGAAGACUGUAUUGUGAUGUUAUUAAUAAUGUGUUCAAUGACUGCACUUCAGAACUGCUUUAUUCACUAUAAAAUGGUUUGGGACAUCCUAAGAUUGUGAAAGGAAUUAUAUAAUUGCCAGUUUUUAAAAAGAUUUCCUGAGCUGGCAGUGGUACAUUGUGUCACACUUGAUAAUCUGGUUGAAGAUUAUGUCUCAGCAGUACCUAUAGUUUUCAAUUGAAUCACUCUUCUGGUAGUUUAUUUUACCAUAUAUCUUUAGUGUGCCAAGAUGUAACAAGGUUUUUACUGUGAAUUAUUGACAUUUUUGUCAACCCUAGUGUCUACAGUCAAAGCAAAUUAUGUUAUGCUUUUUAAUUGGUUUAACAGAUGAUGUAGAUUGAAUUGCAAGGGCAAUUUCUGAAGUACAUUGAAAUGGCUUUCCAUUAGAAUUAACAGCUGGUCCACAAAUAUGCAUGAAAUGCCAAUGGGACUUUUCAUUUUUUUACACAUUUUAAACAGUGGAAAAACAGUGUAUAAUUUUUAUUGGCUUGUCAGAUUUGUAUUUUGGCAAAGAGGAGUGUAACAAAAAAAAACGCCUUGUUUGCUAAGUUUUAGAAGAUUUUGCACUUUUUGUCAUCGGUGUGCUAAGACUAUACUUGUGUAAGG
Molecule: messenger RNA, 5764 nt
Organism: Hemiscyllium ocellatum (epaulette shark)
Lineage: Eukaryota; Metazoa; Chordata; Chondrichthyes; Orectolobiformes; Hemiscylliidae
Gene: kdm1a
Product: lysine (K)-specific demethylase 1a
Exons: 21
Coding region: 50-2605 (851 amino acids)
Biological process (GO): regulation of DNA-templated transcription
Cellular component (GO): nucleus
Molecular function (GO): oxidoreductase activity; protein binding; flavin adenine dinucleotide binding
Source: RefSeq, a predicted model, not a curated record